This is a messenger RNA of Fonsecaea multimorphosa CBS 102226, 1659 nucleotides long. RefSeq lists its product as uncharacterized. The coding region runs from base 1 to 1659 and encodes 552 amino acids. The transcript is spliced from 3 exons. Gene Ontology annotation, molecular function: DNA-binding transcription factor activity, RNA polymerase II-specific; zinc ion binding; DNA binding. Gene Ontology annotation, biological process: regulation of DNA-templated transcription; DNA-templated transcription. The record is from RefSeq and is a predicted model, not a curated record. NCBI's taxonomy places the organism in Eukaryota, Fungi, Ascomycota, Eurotiomycetes, Chaetothyriales, Herpotrichiellaceae.
AUGUCGCAACACAAAACGCGGAAGGCGUGCGACUUUUGCUAUCGCAGGAGGAUCAAAUGCGACGCACAGAAGCCCCGAUGCUCUAAUUGCAUGCUGCAUGACUCAGUCUGUGCUUUUGGGGCCACAAGGCGCAAAGCUCGGGCCAAGCAGCAGGCAUCGGGCGAAGACAUUGGGAUUCUGCGAUUGCAAGUGGAGCGUCUCGAAUCAAGUCUUGGCCUGGCUUUACAGAAAAUCGAGGAGCUUCAAAGCUGUGUACCGAAACAGGACAAGGCUUCAGACGUUCUAGCUGGCUCAGCCGGCGCUGAUGACCUCCAUGCAGAUCAGGUCGAGUUCGUCCAAAAAAUGCUCCCAGAUACACGUCUGGAACUGCCCCCGCUUCAGGAAGUUCUGUCUGCGACGGAAGCUUACCUUACAACCCUGAAUGCUAUUCUUCCGCUGUUCCACCCCGGCCGCUUACUGCAAUCGAUUACCAACUGGUACGCAAAUCCUGGUCGAAGGGACCGUAUAACAUGGGCGGCAAUCAACGUGGUUCUCGCGCUGACGUAUCAUCGAAGACUCCCCGAUGAGGCGACAUUGAGUAAGAACGCGGCGUACUACCUGCAUAACGCCCAGACAGUACUUUCUGAGGUGAUAAUGGGUGACGCUGAUCUUCUAAACGUCCAGAUCCUCGUCGGAAUGGUCAUGCUCUUUCAAGCUACGCAAGAUCUUAAGCCCGCGACGAUGCUAAUCGCCAUUGCUUUACGUCUGGCGCACGAGUUGGGACUACAUACUCGAAGAGCAGAGUGCCUCGACACUUCCCAGGUAUUGGAACGAGACCGGGUCUUUUGGAUAGCAUACCUCCUUGAUAGAGAUAUUAGCAUGCGCACAAGUCAGCCGCCCGUACAACGCGAGGCCGAUAUCGACCUUGAGUGGCCGUCAGCCGAGCCCGAAGAUGGAGCUGGGAACGUGACAAAUGCCGACGGUACUUUUUCAUUCAACUUUCUUCGAUGUCGCGUACACCUCGCUCGGAUCCAAGGUGCAAUGUACGACUUCAUGGUUGCAACUCGUGCCGGCACGGUGGAUGACUACCAGCGAAACGAGGACACAGUUCGUCUAAACCAUAUGCUGGAUGAUUGGAUCUCCACUAUACCGCCACCGUGCCGACCGAGCUCUGUGCUCCAAGCUGGACAACCAAACCUGUGCAGAAGCUUUGCAGUCCUCUAUUCCACUCAUCUUGCCUGUCGGACUCAGAUUUAUCGUGCUAAUGCCAUGGCGUCGCACUGGAUGCAGAGCCUACGGAGAUUUGGCAGAACAGUUACGCAAGAGGGAUAUAUUGUUCCGGUACCCCUGCCAACACCCUCAUUGCAGGAUUGGGAGAAGCUGGUUGACGAGACUCGUUGGUGUAUGCGGCUGUUUUGGGGUGUGGGACGAAGAGACCAGGCAUUCAUCUGGAUGACCGCGUGCACAUAUAUCACUGGAUCAGUCUGCUUGACAGCCAACAUCAUGUUUGAGCCAUGCCACGCAAGUGUGGAACACGACCUGUCACUGGUGAACCUGUCCAUUUCCCUUUUGGAAGAUCUGAUACAAGAAACAGAGCACGAGCCUCUGAAAGAUCUACGAGACGCAUGCCAAGAGCUCCUGCGUUAUGCUUGUGCAUUAUCGCCCAGGGUUGACGUUUAA